AGAACAACCUUUAAUAAAUCAAUCCAAAGUGGAGUUAUGUUUGAGAUUCUUCAGAUAUCUGUAAAACAUCAUAUCCGCUACAGUUUACCCAGAAUUAUCCCUGCCGGUUGUAUUGCAUUGCUAGGGGUUACUUCAGUGUUUCAUCUGGUUGCUAGAGGUUACCUACGGUAUUGGUUGCUAGUGGAUACAACAGUAUUUCUUUUGGUUACUGGAGCGUUACUACAGUAUUUCUUUUGGUUUUUGGUGUGUUGUUCAGGGUUACUACAAUAUUUCAUCUGGUUGCUUACAUAUUAACUGGUUGUUAUGUAACCCCAGUUGGUCACUAAGGUGUUGUCAUAUUGUUUUUAGUAUUGCAGCCAAAAGUUAUUUCUGUAGUGUUGGUAAUGUUGGUAGUUGUAGUGUCUAAUAGUUACUACAGCUUUUUAAUGAUUGCUAGGGGUUACUACAGUAUUUCAAUAGUUGCUAUGGGGUAAUACAGCAUUUUGCAUGUUAACUGGUUGUUAUGUUAUUCCACUUGAUCACUGAAGUGUUUGGUAUUGCAGCCAAAACUAAUUUCUUUAGUGUUGGUAAUGGUAGUUGUAGUGUCUAAUGGUUGCUAGGGGUUACUACAGCAUUAAAUGGUUGCUUGUAGUUACUAUAGCAUUUUUAAUGGUUGCUAGUGGUUUCUACUGCUUUUCAAUUGUCGAUAGGAAUUGCUACAACAUUUCUAACGGCUGCUGGCGGUUACUACAUCAUUUCUAAUUGUUGCUAGGGCUUAAUACAGCAUUUGUAAUGGUUGCUAGGGGAUACCACAGUACUUUUAUUGGUUGCUAUAGGUUGCUACAGCAUUUCUAAUUGUUGCUAGAAUGUAUUACGGCAUUUGAAAUAUUAAUAGGAGUAACUACAGCAUUUUUAAUGGCGGCUAUUUGAUACUACAACAUUUCUAAUGGUUGCUAAAGCUUACUACAAUAUUUUAAUGCUAGGGGUUACUACAGUAUUUCAUCUGGUUGCUUACAUGUUAACUGGUUGUUAUGUAACCUCAGUUGAUCAUUGAAGUGUUGUUUUAUUGUUUUUGGUAUUGCAGCCAAAACUAAUUUCUUAAGUGUUGGUAAUGUGGGUAGUUGUAGUGUCUAAUGGGUGCUAGGGGUUACUACAGCUUUUAAUGGUUGCCAUUAGUUACUAUAGUAUUUUUAAUAUUUGCUAGUGGUUUUUACUGCUUUUCAAUUGUUGAUAGGACUUGCUACAACAUUUCUAAUGGCUGCUGGCGGUUACUACAUCAUUUCUAAUGGUUGCUAAGGGUUACUACAUCAUUUCUAAUGGUUGCUAUGGGUUACUACAUCAUUUCUAAUGGUUGAUAAGGGUUAAUACAUCAUUUGUAAUAGUUGCUAGGGCUUACUACAGCAUAUGUAACGGUUGGUAGGAGUUACUGAAACGUUUUAAUGGUUGCUAGGGGAUACCACAGUACUUUUAAUGGUUGCUAUACGAUUCUACAAGAUUUCUAAUGGUUGCUGAGGGUUACACAGUAUUUAAAAUGGUCGUAACCAUGACUAUGAUUUAGAUAAUUAAAUACAUGCACAAAAAGCAACCACCAGCGGUAGAAAAUCUACCGAUCUGGCAACAUUCAUAUGACGUAUCCCGGAAAGCCGGGACGCACCCGGAAGUUGCACGCAAAGUCAAAGGUCGCAGUUCUGUUAGCUAGCAGGCUAAUUCACGAGCUCCGGUUGUUUUGACGGAGCAGCGCUACUGCACGGGGCGAGCGGGAAAAAAAGCGUCGCGGGUUCGAGAUGUUCGUUCUGCUCGUCUGCUGAAAAGGACGCGCUCACUGUCUGUUAACGACACUGUUUUAACCAGUAAACAUGGGUUCCAGACGCCCGGACAGCUUUGACGGCUUAGGCUACAGGGGCAGAGAGGAGCCGUCGUACGGCGGAGGCUAUUCGGGAAGGUCGUUCAACAGUUCCUCCAGCAUUGAUCUGCAGCAAUGGGUUACCACGCCUCCGGACAUCCCCGGCAGCAGAAACCUGCACUAUGGUGACAGCACGCCGCAGUUUGAAGGGGCUCCUGCAGCCCCCGGGGCCGCAGAUGACGUCCAGGCAGCUUCUCCACCAUCCGAUCAGUUGAACAGAUUUGCUGGGUUUGGGAUUGGUCUCGCAAGUCUCUUUACAGAAAACGUUCUAGCGCACCCGUGUAUCGUGUUUCGGAGGCAGUGCCAGGUGAAUUACCACGCCAGAUGCUACCACUUGUCCCCUUUUACAGCCCUAAACGUGAUGUACAAUGUCUCAAAAUCUCAGGGUCCAAAAGCUUUAUGGAAAGGAAUGGGGAGCACGUUCGUGGUCCAGGGCGUGACCCUCGGGACAGAGGGCAUCAUCAGCGAGUGUACCCCGUUGCCAAGAGACCUGCCUCACAGAUGGAAUCCCAAGCAAAUUGCAGGUCACUUUAUUUUGAAAGGUUUAACACACGUGGUCGCUUUGCCGUUUUACUCAGCAAGCCUCAUUGAAACUGUCCAGAGUGAGAUCAUUCGGGACAACCCCGGCAUCUUGGACUGUGUGAAAGAGGGCAUGGGGCGUUUCUUAGGUUGGGGCGUGCCUCAUAGUAAACGCCUCCUUCCCUUGUGGACGCUGGUUUUCCCGACGGUCCUCCACGGCGUCCUACAUUACAUCAUAAGCUCCAGCGUGCAGAAGCUGGUGCUGUACGUUCUGCGUCGCCGUGGCAACGCUAACCCGCCACUCAAACACCCCAAACUGGGCAUGGAGACGGUCCAGAACAUGCUGGAUGCCUAUUUCCCAGAGCUGUUCGCCAGCUUCGUGGCCAACCUGUGCGCGGACGUGCUGCUGUUUCCUUUGGAGACGGUGCUGCACCGGCUGCACAUCCAGGGAACUCGCACCAUCAUCGACAACACCGACCUGGGUUUCGAGGUGCUUCCCAUUAACUCUCAGUACGAGGGGAUGAGGGACUGCAUCAACGCGAUACGACGCGAAGAAGGUCCGCUGGGAUUCUACAAGGGCUUCGGGACCAUCGUGAUUCAGUACUCGGUGCACGCAACGGUGCUGCAGAUCACCAGGAUGAUUUACUCGACUCUGCUGCACAAUGCCUGAAGGAAAGACGAUCAGAUUCCGCACUGAUUUCAGGAAGCGUUUGCAUGACACUGACGCAUCAUCGCUAGUAAUAUUAGGCUGCUUUCACACUUUGCAUGUGUGAAAACGUAAAUCGUAAACCUGACCUUAAAAAAAAACUCAAUAAAAAAAGCUCAAUAAAGUGAAACAUGAUUCCUCAGCCCCCCCGCCCCACCCCCCCUAUUUACACUUGCUACGUGUUUAUUCUUCACUAAAACAUAGACAUAGUUCGGUCUUAUUCCAUCAUAUUAGACCUUAAAAGGACGUUACGAGGGACAAUAAUGCUUGGAAGAGAUCGUUGUCGCCUUCUUACGAGGGUUAGCAUGUUUCGCUAAUCUACAACGAGGGUAGUACUGAGUCCAAUGCAUGUAAAUCGAAUCAUCAUGUUUUAACCCAGGUUAUUGCACUUCAUUUGAAAUGUGUGUAAUAAUAAUAGUUACAUUUCGAAACUCAGUAGCUGCUCAACAGAGCUUAGCAAGUGACGUAAGAGACUCGUCCACAAACCAAACAUUUGACCACUAUAACAGGGUGUUGAGGAAAAAAAAAAAAGGCGAAAAGAAAAAACUGAGGUGUCAGUGCUUUCACACAAAAAUGAUCGUACAGCAAACCUAGAUAACUUAAGUGAACCACUUUUUCCCACCAGAAAAACCUGCUUGAUGAAAUUUGAUUUAUAUCAUAGUCGAAAAUGUAAUAGACAAGUUUCCAGGAUGUUUCUGUCUCUGACAAAAGUACUACAUCAGAGAUUAGAGAUUAUGUUCAGUUUAUUUUGCCCUGAGGGUGGAUUGAAUGGUAAAUGUUGCACCUAAGGGAGAGCCCCAAGCAUAUGAUCAGCCUGUUUCCAUCAAUACUGGUUGUUUCCAUUAUUCCAACAUUGAUUAAUAAACCAAACACUGAAUGGACAAAAGUUUCUGGGCACCUGACCCUUUUUUUUCAUCCCAUUCCAUGUUUAGUCCCCAUUCGCAGUAAUAAGAACCUCCACUCUUCUGGGAAGAUGUUCCACUAAAUUUUGUGUCCUUAUGGGGAUUUGCGUUUAUUUAGAAACAAGGGUGUUAAUAAAGUCAGGCAGGUGAAGUGAGGAGGCCCUGGGGUGCAAUCAGCGUUCACAAUUCAUCCCAAAAUGGUUUAUUAGGGUUAGAACUCUAUAGCUGGAGAUCUUCAUCCAACCUAUGUAAAGCAUAUAUUCAUGGAGCUGGCUUUGUGCACAGGGGUAUUGUCAUGCUGGAACAGGUUUGGGUCUCCUAGUUUAGGUGAAGGGAAAUUUUCCAAGGACGUCUCAAACUCUGUGGUAACAGUUUGGGAAAGAACCACAUAUGGCUGGAUAAGUCAGGUGUCCUAAAGCUUUCGGUCAUAUUGUGUUUCAUUGAUAGCAAAAUAAUAAUCGUUUGAAAAAACAAUACGGAAAAUCUUAAUUUUUUUAUUUUUUUACAAAAUGUAAAUGCCCUCGCCAGAUUUCGUAUAAAACACCGGCUGAAACAAAUCGACAGAAAAACACAGUGUGAAAGCAGCCUUACAGUUCAGCAUUUAAUUUAUAAAUGGCUCCAAGUCAUUUGUCUCAUUGGAUCUCUCUGAAUUAUCCUUCGUAAACUUUGAAAGGAUUUUCUCCUUCAGCGUUUUCUGGAGAAACCUGGACUCAGCCUUAUGUCGAUGUGCGUGCUGUUUUUUCUAACAAUAUAAUUUUCUUUUUCCAAUGUGUCCAAUGUGCCACUCUUUAGGACCAGUGUCUAGCGCUGCCUGGCAUGUGAACAAUAUCCAAAUUGUAAAGUGUUAUUUAGUCGUUUGCCUCUUGCCGAUGACGUUUCCAUCCGCUUUGCUGCCGCGAUCGCACUGAUCGUUUGCAGCAGCACUUUGUUUCGAAGUAAUUGUAAUGUCUUAGAAAAAAACUAAUAUAUACAGUAUUGGUACCGUGAUUAAAAAUAAAUGUAUGUAAUCAG
This is a messenger RNA of Silurus meridionalis, 5020 nucleotides long. RefSeq names its product solute carrier family 25 member 46 (gene slc25a46). The record is from RefSeq and is a predicted model, not a curated record. The coding region runs from base 1836 to 3071 and encodes 411 amino acids. The transcript is spliced from 8 exons. NCBI's taxonomy places the organism in Eukaryota, Metazoa, Chordata, Actinopteri, Siluriformes, Siluridae. Gene Ontology annotation, biological process: axon development; mitochondrial fission; mitochondrial membrane fission. Gene Ontology annotation, cellular component: mitochondrial outer membrane.